GUGUACGGACACAAAACAUACAGAUUAUUCUGUAUCUGUCGAUUUUUGUGUUUCUAAUCUCGUUCUCUAUCUGGAGACUCUUACACCAGUAAACACAGGAUAGAUUUGUUCCAUCAACGUUUCCUUGCUCACUGUGUUUUCCUCUUUCCGCACAGCAAUCAUGUCCAGUGGAGAUAAGUCCAAGACUUCUUCCCAGACCGAUGGGAAGGCUGCUCAGGGCAAGAAGUCUGAGAUGGGAAUGAUGUCUUACAAGCUGUAUGUCUUCGACCAGGAGAACUUCCAGGGUCGCGUGAUCGAGAUCAGCAACGAGUGCAUGAAUGUGUGUGAGAUGGGCAUGGACCGCGUGCGCUCCCUGCGCGUUGAGGGUGGACCCUUCGUGGGAUUUGAGCAGAUGAACUUCUGCGGUGAGAUGUACAUCCUGGAGAGGGGAGAGUAUCCUCGCUGGGACUCCUGGAGCAACUGCCAGAAGAACGACUACCUGCUGUCCUUCAGGCCCGUCAGAAUGGAGCCCGAGAAGCACAAGAUCUGCCUGUAUGAGGUCGGAGAGUUCAAGGGCCGCAAGAUGGAGAUCAUGGAUGACGACGUUCCUAGCCUGUUCUCCUACGGCUUCACCGACAGAGUGGGCAGCGUCAGUGUCAGCUGUGGAACCUGGGUGGGAUACCAGUUCCCUGGAUACCGUGGAAGCCAGUACCUGCUGGAGAAGGGCGAGUUCAGGCACUUCAAUGAGUUUGGCGCCCGCCAUCCUCAGUUCCAGUCCGUGAGGCGUAUCCGUGACAUGCAGUGGCACCAACAGGGCUGCUACACCAUGGGCAGCAAGUGAAUCUCAGGGACCGAGAGAAAGAGAAAGAGCGGAAGUGAAGGAGAGGGGCGGAGGAAGAGCGAAAGGGGAAGAGAUGUCUGAGGCCUUACCUCAGUACCGUAAAUGGUGUAUGAUGUAAAGCAGUGAGGGGAAGGAUGAGGAUCUAGAUCUGUCGCAGAGUGGAGAAAACACCUGGACCACCCUCCAUUCCUCUCUUCCUGUGGGCGGAGCUUUGCUUUCCCCCUUUUCUUGCUUUUAUCCUUUUUUUAGUCCCUCACUUUUUUCUCCACGGUCCUCUGAGACACCGUAGAGGGAUCACGGCACCUCUUGCUGUUUUACACACUUGAUUCUCGGCUCAGGGUAUGAUGCACCAUGGGAAACUGAGUCCUUAGAGCCCCCUGACCCCGUCUGCUCGCCCCUGUGCACUGCACACCUCUCUGCUAUACAGAAUCCUCGACAAGUUUUCAAUAAAAAGGAAAAUCUUGAUUUCAAA
Messenger RNA from Pseudoliparis swirei, 1292 nucleotides. RefSeq names its product crystallin, beta B1, like 1 (gene crybb1l1). The transcript is spliced from 5 exons. The record is from RefSeq and is a predicted model, not a curated record. NCBI's taxonomy places the organism in Eukaryota, Metazoa, Chordata, Actinopteri, Perciformes, Liparidae. Bases 161 to 820 code for a protein of 219 amino acids. Gene Ontology annotation, biological process: visual perception; lens development in camera-type eye. Gene Ontology annotation, molecular function: structural constituent of eye lens.